Symbiodinium sp. CCMP2592 is the source of this 705-nucleotide messenger RNA. The record is from the annotation of a GenBank genome assembly. Lineage: Eukaryota; Dinophyceae; Suessiales; Symbiodiniaceae.
AUGGCAGCCGUGCCAAUGGACUUGGAAGUGGACCUAGGGCCGAUGCCGAGCAACGAGUGCCGCGAGGAUCUGCUGCAGGGCCUCCGCGAGCUUUUGACAAGCCGGGAGCUGUGCGACGUUGCGCUGGUCGCGGAAGGUGGGCAGGCUUUCCCAGCUCACCGCACCGUGCUGGCUGCGUGUAGCCCUGCCUUGCGGGCACGAAUCUCCAAGCUCGACUCGGCAUCUCUUCAGGCAGAUGGGCUGCCGGUCAUAUCCUUGGAUGUGAAGCAUUCUGAGGCUGUGAAAGCCCUUGUGGACUCCGUCUAUGGAAUCGGUGCUGCCGAGUCUGACAGGCCGUACAAUCCAAGCUCGGAGGCCACCAACAUGGAUGUGCUGAAGUUGGCUCGUGAGUUUGACCUUCCGGCAUUGGAGGACCAGGCUGCUCGCUGGUUGGCCAAGAACCUAACGACGGCAAAUCUGCUGGACCGUCUAGCGGCCUGCGAGGAGUUUGGUCUGCAAGAUGUCAAGGAAAAGAUCCUUGAGCAGCUGACUGCGAACACCGAUGUAUUAUACGAGAUGGUUAGCAACCCCUCUGUUCGAUCCGUGCCUGGCGUACUGCAAGACCUCCUACUGCGAGUUCUUCAGCUUCUCGGCUGUGGCCCUCCCCAGCCGCGGAUCGGUGGCACUGCGACGAAGGAUCAGCCGCUGAAGAAGGCAGAUGCCUGA